AUGGGUCUUGAGAUCCGCUGUAAGCUUCGUGAUGGAGGAGUAGUCAGAGAAAAAGGUAGAGUGUUCCAGAGAAAAGGACCAGAAAAAGCAAAUGCAGAUUUAGCAAGAGCGUUUAACACGAACAACAUUAUACAUCAACUUGAAAAUGAGUUUCAGCAAGCAAGGCUGGAUUUUGUGCUGAAAGUGUCUGUUUUCGUGGCACUCUUAAUCUUCCUUGCCACAAUCAACAUUGAAGAAGUUGAUGAUGUCAAUCUGUUCAUAAGAAGCAUGACAGAUUUUGUGGCUGUUGAUGACAAUCCUAUUGGAGUAGGAAAAGACUACAUUGAAACUUCCAAUAUCCCAAUUUUAGGUUACUCGGAGUACAAGUGCACGAUAUUGAUGUACGACCCACCACAACAUAUAAGCUACAUAUGUGAUGAUGUACUCAAGUCAAGAGUUUCAAUUGAUCUAGAGCAAACGUCUGAUCACGAAAGCCAUCCAACCACCAUUGCAUAUGAAAUUCAUUCACGAAGAAGAUCAAAAUUUUUCAAGGAUUACGCAUCAGUGAUGGUGAAGAUGUACGAAGACAGUCAGAUCCACUCAGCCCUUCACUCACUCCAACAUCUCAUUGGCAGGCACGGUGUCUGGAGCCAGUGUUGA
Molecule: messenger RNA, 639 nt
Organism: Helobdella robusta
Lineage: Eukaryota; Metazoa; Annelida; Clitellata; Rhynchobdellida; Glossiphoniidae
Exons: 5
Coding region: 1-639 (212 amino acids)
Source: RefSeq, a predicted model, not a curated record